Molecule: messenger RNA, 3676 nt
Organism: Glycine soja
Lineage: Eukaryota; Viridiplantae; Streptophyta; Magnoliopsida; Fabales; Fabaceae
Product: probable disease resistance protein At4g27220
Exons: 2
Coding region: 308-3286 (992 amino acids)
Molecular function (GO): ADP binding; protein binding
Source: RefSeq, a predicted model, not a curated record
UUUUUCUACAACGUGUUAACUUUUCAAAUUACCAAUACCACGCAGCCUAUACAAUCUCACGGCAAAGACUUGGCAACGCGCGUGGCUUCAUUUUCUUUCUUUUUUAACAAAUGCUGAAUUCAACCAUUCUUGCAUGCUCAUAUUUUUCCAUGCUUCUUACUGAUGGGUCUGGUCCUGUUGGUUCACACGCACCUAGAUCAUUGUGAUCAUUUGAACGCAGAAUAAGGAUCACUACAUUAGAAAGCUCUUUGUGUGUCACCUGAAUUAUUCAUUCGAAGAAUUCAAAUCCUAUAUUCAGGAGCAUGCUAUGGCUACUAGGAUCAUAGAAAGCUUGGUAAAAAUCAGUGAAACAUAUUCUCUAAUCUUUGAUCUGCUCUACGGAUUCAACAGCUUCAAUGAUAAUGUACAAGUGCUAGAAAUGAAACUAGAAGAGUUAUGCAGCCUAGAAUAUGACAUAAACAAAGAGCUUGAAAUUGCAGAGCUACAGCAAGGCAAGAAAAGAAAACGAGAAGUUGAAAAUUGGCAGAGAAAUGUUCAAAGGAAGAAAAUUGAAGUCUAUGGCAUAGUUCAGGAAUUGAGGGACUGUGGAGUGUUUAAGCAUCUAAAGUUAACUGCACAAGUAAAGAAACUAAUAGGACAAGUGACAGAUCUUGUGGAGCGUGGUAGGUUUCCUAAAGGAAUUGUGGGGUGUGCACAUGAAUCUAGAGGAUAUGCAUUGUUGACAACAAAAUUAGCAGGUGCAAUGUUUCAGAAAAAUGUUGCUAAGAUAUGGGAUUGGUUGAUGAAUGAUGGUGAGUUGAUAAUUGGUGUGUAUGGAAUGGGAGGAGUGGGGAAAACUAGUAUGCUAAUGCACAUACAUAAUAUGCUUUUAACAAGAGUCACCAACUUUGAUAGUGUGUUUUGGGUGACUCUCUCACAGUCAUUUAGCAUUCACAAAUUGCAGUGUGAUGUAGCCAAAAUAGUUGGGCUAGAUAUUUCAAAAGAAAGUGAUGAAAGGAAAAGAGCAGCAAGAUUAUCAUGGACAUUGAUGAGAAGGAAAAGAUGUGUACUUUUUUUGGAUGAUGUGUGGAGUUAUUUUCCACUAGAGAAGGUGGGAAUUCCUGUGAGGGAAGGGCUAAAGUUGGUUUUGACAAGUCGUUCAUUAGAAGUGUGUCGAAGGAUGAAUUGUCAAAACAAUGUCAAAGUGGAGCCUCUUGCUAAGGAAGAAGCAUGGACCUUGUUUCUAGAUAACCUUGGACAACAGACUACUCUUUCUCCAGAAGUAACAAAGGUUGCUAGGUCUGUCGCAAAAGAAUGUGCUGGUUUACCCCUUGCAAUUAUUACAAUGGCCAGGAGCAUGAGGGGAGUGGAAGAAAUUUGUGAGUGGCGGCAUGCUCUGGAAGAACUAAGAAACACAGAAAUUAGGCUGGAAGAAAUGGAAAUGGAGGUACUCCGUGUGUUGCGAUUUAGCUAUGAUCACUUAAAUGAUAACAUGCUACAAAAGUGCUUCUUAUGUUGUGCAUUAUAUCCUGAAGACUUUGAAAUAGACAGGGAUGUUUUGAUAGAAAGUUUUGUUGAUGAGGGACUGGUGAAUGGAAUGAAAAGUUUGGAGGCUAUGUUUGAUGAAGGACAAACCAUACUGAAUAAGCUUGAAAACAGUUGUCUUUUGGGGAAAGUGGAAAAUUAUGUUGGUGGAAAAAAAUGCAUGGGGUUACAGGAUGCCAGCAGUCAUAUAGCUAUCAGCAUGAUGAAAAGGGGAUGCCAAUGUGUGGCACCAAUAGAUAAUGUGGAAGGCUAUUAUGUGGGAAGUCAAUUGGUGAAAAUGCAUGAUUUGGUGAGGGCUAUGGCUAUUAAUGUUAUAAAGGUGAACUACCAUUUUCUUGUGAAGGCUGGGUUGCAAUUGACUGAGAUUCCAGAUGAAGUAGAAUGGAACGAAGACCUGGAGAAGGUUUCUCUGAUGUGUAAUUGGAUACAUGAAAUUCCAACAGGCAUAUCACCUAGGUGUCCUAAACUUAGAACCUUGAUCUUGAAGCAUAAUGAAUCCCUGACAAGUAUCUCAGAUUCUUUUUUUGUUCACAUGUCUUCACUCCAAGUUCUUGAUUUGUCCUUCACAGACAUUGAGGUUUUGCCAAAAUCUGUGGCUGACUUGAAUACCCUCACUGCUUUGUUGCUAACAUCUUGUAAGAGGUUGAAGCACAUGCCUUCGCUAGCAAAGCUGCAGACCUUAAUAAGAUUGGACCUAUCUUUUACUGCGAUCACAGAAAUACCUCAAGAUUUGGAAACGUUGGUCAACCUUAAAUGGCUUAAUCUUUAUGCAAAAAAUUUGGUGUCAACAGGAAAAGAAAUAGCAAAAUUGAUUCACCUGCAGUUUCUGAUUCUUCAUUGGUGGUCCAGAAAGAUAAAAGUGAAAGUAGAACACAUAUCAUGCCUGGGAAAGUUGGAAACAUUUGCUGGUAACUUAUACAACAUGCAGCAUUUCAAUGCCUAUGUGAAAACAAUGCAUGAAUAUGGACCUAGAAGUUACCUUCUUCAGUUAGACAGUGAAGAGUCUCCUGGUAAAUCUCCAUGGUACUUUUUUGCUGAAGUUUGUUUCAGCAAGGAUGUGAUCAUUUCAAACUGCAAAAUCAGAACAGGAGUAACACCCCUUAUGCUCCCUUCAGACAUUCAACGCUUGAAGGUUGAAAGAUGUCAUGACAUAAGAAGCUUAUGUGAUAUUUUGUCAUUAAAAAAUGCCACUUCUUUGAAGCGCUGUGAGAUUGCUGACUGUGAUGGCCAAGAGUACUUGUUUUCUUUAUGUUGCUCUUCCUCCUGCUGCACCUCUCUUCACAACAUAGAAUCUGUGGAACUCUAUUACCUGAAAAACUUGCACACUCUUUGCAAGGAAAACGAAGCUGUGGCUCAAACCCUUCCACCUCCAGGAGCUUUUACUUGUCUCAAGUAUUUUUGCAUCUACCAUUGUCCCAUUAUCAAGAAGUUGCUGACACCAGGAUUGCUAGCCUAUCUACAGAACUUGGAAGAGAUAAUUGUUCAUAAUUGCAAGUCAAUGGAGGAAAUAAUUUCAGUAGAUGGCAUAGAUUAUGAAAGCUCUGGUGGUAACAAAUAUUGUGUGGCUAAUAGAGAUGCUGUUAAAGUCACACAUCCAAAGUUAGUAUCAUUAUCAUUGAAGCACCUACCAGAACUCAGGAGCAUAUGUAGAGGACUAAUGAUAUGCGAGUCUCUACAAAACUUUAGGAUCUUUAAAUGCCCUAAACUAAUAAGGCUCCCUGAAACUGCUACCCCAGUUCAGACUUUGUACGAUUGUUUCUGACUCUGACCAAUCACCAUAGACUAGGUUGACUAUUAGAUUUUGAUAUACAAAGUCUAUUAAUCUUGAGAGAUUUUGAUGGGGUUGGGUGAUUAAAAUCUAAUUGAAAAUUUGUUGGUUGAAAUGUAAAUAUUGAAACGUUGAAGACAACAUAAAUCUCUUAAUAAGAUUAGUUGAUUGCCUUGCCUAAUUCCUCAAGUCCUCAGUAAAGACUGUUCUGGCAAUUCUGGGGUGGAACGUUUGGUGUAUAGAAAACUAAUGUUCAAUGUGAAUGUAGAAGUUUAUCAUCUCACCUUGGGUUUCAUCUUCCAUGUUAUGAUUGUUAUCCAAUUGCGUAAUUCGGCAUCAUAGCCAUAUCUCUGUAAAUAAUGAAAAACCUAUAUUUUUUUCUUC